CUUUUAUACACCGAUUUUGUUGCCAAAUAGAGCUGUCAUCAGCUUCAAGUCAAUGUCAUCCGAGAAGAAAGCCCCACUACGUUUAUACUCCUUCCUCACAACCCACUUUCAAUCGACUUAAAAAAAGGAUUGGGGAAAUUUCUUUGUCAUUCUCAAGCCACCUCUGUAGCCCUUUUUGUUCAUUGUUUGUCUGCAAAGUUUGGAACUUUGUGUCCGUUGAAGCUGAAAGUUCACAUCUUGAUCGUUCAAAAAUGGGUUCUUGUUUUAGCAAGAAAAACUAUUCUAAAACAGAUGGUAAUAGGUACAAAUCAGGUGUUUCGAAUCCCGGGAAUACUCAUGUAAUUUACGAUAAUCAGCACCAGCAACAUCAGUAUCAGCAGCAACAACAACGUUUUCAGCCUCAAAAGGUCCCUGCCCCUUCCAGUCAAACUCAAAUUCCGCCAACGAGACCGCAAGAACGACAACAGCCACAGCAGCUGCCGCCACAACCACAGCAACCAAUUCCAGCUCCACAAAAGCCAGUACCCAUAAUCACAAGGCAAAUUCAAACGCCGGAGACUAUUCUCGGGAAGCCUUUUGAAAACAUAAGGGAGUACUACACUUUAGGCAAAGAAUUGGGCAGAGGACAAUUUGGGAUCACGUAUUUGUGCACAGAGAAUUCCACCCGUCAUACCUACGCCUGCAAAUCGAUACUGAAGCGAAAACUUGUUAGCAAGAAUGACAGAGAGGACAUCAAGAGAGAAAUUCAGAUUAUGCAGCACUUGUCUGGGCAGGCAAACAUUGUGGAAAUCAGGGGUGCUUAUGAGGACAGACAAUCUGUGCACCUUGUGAUGGAGUUGUGCGCUGGUGGGGAGCUGUUUGAUAAAAUUAUUGCGCAGGGUCACUAUUCGGAAAGGGCUGCAGCUGAUAUUAUUCGUUCUAUUGUGAAAGUGGUCCACCAUUGCCACUUUAUGGGAGUGAUGCACCGUGAUCUCAAGCCUGAGAAUUUCUUGCUGGCUAGCAAGGAUGAGAAUGCCAUGUUGAAGGCCACUGAUUUUGGACUAUCUGUCUUCAUUGAGGAAGGGAAGGUAUACCGUGAUAUAGUAGGCAGUGCCUAUUAUGUUGCUCCUGAGGUACUCCGGCGUAGUUAUGGGAAGGAAAUAGAUAUCUGGAGUGCUGGAGUUAUUCUGUACAUUCUUCUAAGUGGUGUCCCUCCAUUUUGGGCAGAGACUGAGAAAGGGAUAUUUGAUGCCAUUCUGCAAGGAGUUAUUGACUUUGAAAGUCAACCAUGGCCAUCAAUAUCUGACAGUGCUAAAGAUCUAGUCAGAAAGAUGCUAACUCAAGAUCCGAAGAAGCGAAUUACUUCAGCUCAAGUUCUUGUGCAUCCCUGGAUUAGAGAAGGCGGAGAUGCAUCAGACAAGCCAAUAGACAGUGCAGUUCUCUCUAGGAUGAAGCAAUUCCGAACAUCGAACAAACUCAAGAAGCUUGCAUUGAAGGUUAUUGCUGAAAAUUUAUCUGGAGAAGAAAUCAAAGGUCUUAAGGCAAUGUUCACAAACAUGGACACCGACAAGAGUGGUACCAUCACUUAUGAUGAAUUGAAGACUGGUUUGGCUCGACUUGGGUCAAAACUUUCUGAAGCUGAAGUCAAGCAACUCAUGGAAGCUGCUGAUGUGGAUGGAAAUGGGACAAUUGACUACAUUGAAUUUACCUCUGCUACCAUGCAUAGAUAUAGAUUUGAAAGAGAUGAGCAUCUGUAUAAAGCAUUUCAGCACUUUGAUACGGAUAACAGCGGGUACAUAACAAUAGAUGAAUUGGAACACGCCAUGAAGGAACACAAGAUGGGUGAUGAAGCCAACAUUAGGGAUAUAAUUUCAGAGGUUGAUGCAGAUAAUGAUGGGAGGAUCAACUAUGAGGAGUUUUGUGCAAUGAUGAAAAGUGGAACACAGCAGACCGGAGUAUAGCUCGUGUAAUUCCAUUAUGGGAGCUUAACCAUAUCAUCUGAUGGGUGACAGAGAAUUAUUGGGCUCUCAGAGAUGAGGUAUACCAUUAUAGCUCAGUGGAUCUUGAACAGUGUUAUAGUAAGGAGUUUGUUGUCCUCUGCAGCUGAUUUGUGUGGUAGCAGUUCUUUGUUGAUGAACUCGACCAAAAAAUUGCUUGAGACCUCUAAUUUAUGACCUCUAUUUUACCCUUCAAUAAAUGUCGAGUGUUGGAUAUUAAGUGAGUCCUACAUGUAUAUUUAUAAUUAUUGCUAUCACACAUGCCACAUUGGAUUGGGGGUAAAAGGGAGGUCAUGAAUUGAGAGUCUGGAGCAUUGCUCUACACUCGACCCACAAGGUCUUGGCCUCGGAUUGAUGAUGUGUAUAGGUUCUUUCUUUUUUUUCUUUUUUCUGCAGAAGACAUUGAUACAACUUGUUCCAUAUCACCAAAA
Molecule: messenger RNA, 2407 nt
Organism: Tripterygium wilfordii
Lineage: Eukaryota; Viridiplantae; Streptophyta; Magnoliopsida; Celastrales; Celastraceae
Product: calcium-dependent protein kinase 2-like
Exons: 8
Coding region: 252-1940 (562 amino acids)
Biological process (GO): peptidyl-serine phosphorylation; protein autophosphorylation; intracellular signal transduction
Cellular component (GO): cytoplasm; nucleus
Molecular function (GO): ATP binding; calmodulin binding; calcium ion binding
Source: RefSeq, a predicted model, not a curated record